This is a messenger RNA of Adelges cooleyi (spruce gall adelgid), 828 nucleotides long. RefSeq lists its product as uncharacterized. The record is from RefSeq and is a predicted model, not a curated record. The transcript has 9 exons. NCBI's taxonomy places the organism in Eukaryota, Metazoa, Arthropoda, Insecta, Hemiptera, Adelgidae. Bases 123 to 743 code for a protein of 206 amino acids.
CAAUUCUGCAAAAUACAUAUAAAUUGUACUGUUUUGGGCGACAAAAUAUAAGCCAUUCGAUAAGUCGUAAAAAAUCCAUUGAAGCAGUCAGUAUAGCUAUCAUUGAAAUUAUUUAAACAAAAAUGAAAAUUAUCUGUGCAUUACUCUUCUGUGCUGUUUUAAAUAUUUUGGCGAAUGAUGAAAAUGUUGAUGGUGAUGAGCCAAAGGAUAGAAAGAAGCUCAACGCUACAAACAAACUCCUUCAAAUGCAUGUUAGUAAAAGUACACUUUGGGACAGAUUCAAACAUUUUGUUUGUCAAAAUAAGUACUCAAUGGAGCCCAUACUUGAGCGUGAACUGCAACAAGGACUACUCAUAGAAUCAGUUACAGGCAAUAUUCAAUUCGCUCAGGUUGAUGACAUUGGUAGUGGUACAAACAAUGUGAAAAGUCUUGGAGCUGACAGAAGAAUUCUGUUAAGACCACAUUUCAGAGAGUUAUUACUCGAUAUUAUAAAGAACCCAGAGAGCCACAAUGUUACAUUUGAGCAUACAUGUCGAUUGCUAGGAUUGUUCUUAAGUGUAAAGGAUGCAGAAAACUACUCAACUUCUGCUGUUGUUACACCUCCGCCUGACAAUACUUGUGUCAUAAGUCAUGGAGAAGCAAUCUUGAAGUCUUGCAAAUAUUUCUCACGUCUACGUCUUGUAGAGAACCAAGACCAUAAGAAUGUAAAGGGUGACAUAUCUCUUAAUAUAUUACGUUAUUAAUUGUUUUUGUAGUUUAAAUUUUUAGUAUAUUUGGAAACUUAUAUCAACAUUGUUUAUUAGUUUAAUGUACUGCAAAAUAAAAAGA